CUGACUGGGAGAGUUUUGGUCCGCAUGAACUUUAGGCGCCGAGAGUUUUCCUGGAGGAAAUCCAGAGCCUGAGAAGUCAAAGAAGACAGCAGAAAUGACAAGAGCAGCUCUAACAACUUUUUUGAUGGUUGAGAGAAGACAGAAAAGAGAACACAAUAGAUUCACGGUAUAUUAAAGCAGCAAGAAUAUAUGAAUGCAUUACCUGCUGGUGCCCUGCAAUAACCCUGCCAUCUGGAAACAGGUAGUUGGCCACAGAGCACACAGGAUUCUCCAUCCCCAGACUCUUGCAGUGCUCUUUUGCCUGCAGACAGGCAUAAUUAUACUGAUCCUGAGGUCUACCAAUGACUGACAGCAUCCCACUGGGAACCAGUUCUGAGGCCUUCUGCAUAGUCUCCGCUCGCACCAGGCUGAGAUGCAGGUGAAGGAAAAGGAGGCUGAACAACAGAAGAAGAGGAUCAGGGAGCUGGAGCUGACACAGCAGCAGCUGGAAGUUGCCCUUAAUAUGGAGAUCCAGGCUCGGCUGGAGGAGGAGAGGGCCAGACUGGAGCUUGAGCGGUUGCUGCAGGCUGAAGAUGAAAAGAGGAAACAUUUCCAGCUCCUCCAGGAGCAGCAACGUACAAUGCAAAACCUCAGCCCCAUACAGGAGCUGUCAGAUGGCAGUCCCGAUGAGGACACCCCCUCAGCCCUCAACUCUGCCUCUCAGGAGCUCCAGGAUCUGCAGGCAUCUCGCCAAAGAAGCCACCAGCGUCUGGAGGAGGUUCAGGAGAGGCUGAGGAAUGCCAGUCAACAUGUACGGCACUGGAACAUCCAGCUGAACCGACUGAUGACCCCCAUUACUCCUGCAGAGCGACUGGAAAGCCGGCUGUUAUCAAAGCCCACAUGCCCUAAAAAGGAGGACGCGCUGGCCAGUAAUGAGUUCAUCACUAAGUUUAAGAUAAGAGUUGAUCAGAAUAGAGGCGAUGAUGAAAGUCUGGAGCAUCAGUUGGAGGCUGCCAACCUGUCUGAUGAAUCGUUCGAGGCCCAGACAGAAGUCAACGGACAAAUAUGAUCACAGACAUUUUAAAAACGCGAGUUGAGAGUUAAGGGGGAAAAAUAUUGUAAUAAGUAUAUAUUUGAAUUGCACACUAAGAUAUAAAGUGAUGGCAGCGAGCACAGUGUUGCAGGAUUUAAUUAAAAACACAUCUGACUAAGACCAACUGAAAUUUAGAGUUGUGUAUAAUAAAGUUUAUUCAUGA
Molecule: messenger RNA, 1235 nt
Organism: Oreochromis niloticus (Nile tilapia)
Lineage: Eukaryota; Metazoa; Chordata; Actinopteri; Cichliformes; Cichlidae
Product: differentially expressed in FDCP 6 homolog
Exons: 4
Coding region: 413-1048 (211 amino acids)
Cellular component (GO): cytoplasm; nucleus
Source: RefSeq, a predicted model, not a curated record